Messenger RNA from Populus euphratica (Euphrates poplar), 3909 nucleotides. Its product is annotated as topless-related protein 1-like. Gene Ontology annotation, molecular function: protein binding. Gene Ontology annotation, biological process: regulation of DNA-templated transcription. NCBI's taxonomy places the organism in Eukaryota, Viridiplantae, Streptophyta, Magnoliopsida, Malpighiales, Salicaceae. The record is from RefSeq and is a predicted model, not a curated record.
UGUCCGCCUAAAAGAGACCCUUUUGCUUUUUGAAGCUAAAGUCAUGGCACUCAUCUCUCUCACACUCAAUCUUUCUGAGUCAGUCCAAUUCACUUACCAGGCGAGCCUUCACCAAGCUUUGUUUUUUUCUCUGCUUUUCUUCGAUGCCCAUCACUUAUUAAGAGACCCUUUUGUUUUUUGAAGCUAAGAGUCAUGGUCACUUACUGAUCUCUUUCUCACUCUAUCUUUCUGACCCUAUCCAAUUCCCUUGCCAGAGGUUCAAGUGACAAGCAAGGCUGCGGUGGAGAUGUCUGCUCUCAGUAAAGAUCUUGUCUUGUUAAUCUCACAGUUCUUAGAUGAGGAAGGGUUCAAAGAAACUGCUCGCAUGCUUGAGCGUGAAAGUAGUUAUUACUUCAACAUGAAGUUUUUUGAGGAUAUGAUAUGCAGUGGUGAUUGGGAUGAGGCUGAGAGAUAUUUUUCUUGUUUCACAAAAUUAUCUGACAAUAGAUUCUCGAUGAAGGUCUAUUUUGAAAUUAGGAAGCAGAAAUUUCUGGAGGCAUUGGACAACAAGGACCGUGCCAAGGCUUUAGACAUCCUUGUGAAGGAUUUGAAAACUUUUGUCCCAUAUAAUGAGGAGCUGUUUAAGGAAAUGACUUUGCUUUUGACAUUGAAUGAUAUAAGGGACCAUGAGUCACUCUCCAUGUAUAGUGAUGCAGACUCUGCAAGAAAAGUUAUGAGGGUUGAGCUUAAGAAACUUAUUGAAGCAAACCCCCUUUUCAGUGACAAAUUGGAAUUUCCGAAUGCUGCAAGUCAUAGAUUACGAAGCCUCAUAAACCAAAGUCUGAAUUGGCAGCAUGUUCUUGGUGCAUAUCCACAGCCAAAUCCUGAUAUAAGAACCCUUUUUGUGGAUCAUGUCUGUGCACCAAUUCCAUCAGAUGAUCAUUUAUUUUCAACAUCAAGUGAUAGCAAUCCAGUGCCUUCUCAAAGCACAUCAAUGCUAGUUUCAACUUCCUUAGCCUCAAAUUCUACCUCAUCUUCUGAGGCUCACUCUUCAAUUUCAAGUGAAGCUUUGUCUCUCGGUGAUCCAACAAACAUAGGAUUUGCUACUAUUACAGAUGGUUCAGAGGAUAUUACUAGUGUACAUUACAGUAGUAUUCCUGAAAGUGAAACUGAAAUCCUAAGAAGGCCUUCUGACAAGGAAAUAUCAGCUGACUCUCGUCCUGAUCAAAGCUCCAUCGACAUUUCUGAUGACUUGCCUAAGAAUGUUUUAAGGAUAUUAAAUGAGGGGUCAUCUCCAACAAGCAUGGAUUUUCAUCCUGAACAUCAGAAUGACUUGCCUAAGAAUGUUUUAAGGAUAUUAAAUGAGGGGUCAUCUCCAACAAGCAUGGAUUUUCACCCUGAACAUCAGACUGUUCUUUUAGUUGGAACUUCUGUGGGGGACAUAGGAUUGUGGGAGUGAUCAGGGGAAAGUUUACUUUCAAGGAAUUUUAAGGUCUGGGAUAUUGCAGCAUGCUCAAAGAUUUUCAAGGCAACUUUGCUCGAGGAUCCUAGUGUUUCUGUGAAUUGUGUUGCUUGGAGCCCAGAAGGUUGUUUCUUCGGGGUUGCAUAUUCAAAACACAUGGUGCAAAUAUAUUCUUAUAAUGAUGCCAAAGAUGCACAGCAGAAAUUGGAGAUUGAUGCUCAUGUUGGUGGUGUAAAUGACCUAGCAUUCUCUGCCCCUGAGAAACAACUGUUGGUCAUUACAUGUGGUGAUGACAAGACAGUUAAGGCAUGGGAUGUGACCAGUGGUGUCAAAAUGUAUACUUUUGAAGGCCAUGAUGCUCCUGUUUAUUCUCUCUGUCCUCAUAGCAAGGGAAACGUUCAUUUUCUCUCUGCAACAUCAGUGAACAGCAACAUAAAAGUGUGCCUAUAUGAUAAUCUAGGAGCCAGAGUAGAUUCUGAUGCUCUUGGCCUGGGGUGUACAUCAAUGGCUUAUAGUGGAGAUAGAAGGCUUUUUUCAUGUGGGACCAGUAAAUCUGGAGAGUCAUUUCUUGCUGAAUGGGGUGACUCUGAAGGUUCCAUAAAAAGAACCUAUAUAGGAUUGCGGAAGAGUUCUUCGGGUGUAGUGCAGUUUGAUAUAAUGAAGAACCAGGUUUUAGCUGCUGGUGAUGAGCAUGUGAUCAAAAUAUGGGAUAUGGACAAAGUUGAGCUUUUCACAACCAUUGAUGCUGAGGGAGGCUUGCCAGAAAACCCCCGUGUUCGAUUCAAUAAGGAAGGCACGCUGUUAGCUGUUUCUGCAAAUGACAACAAAAUCAAGAUCUUGGCAAAAGAUAGCGGUCUCCAUUCACUGCAUACAUCACAAAAUUGUUCUGAUGAUGCUUCUGGAGAUCUCUGUCAUAACUUUAAGAUGCUUGGUAUUGAACCGAGUUCAACUGUUGCUUGUGCUGGAGCUGCAGAUGAAGCUGUCACAAACAAUGGAAACCCAGAAAGCUCGGAGGUAGUGAAAUCUAAAAUUAUUGGAAAAUCCACUACAUCGAAGAGCAGGAGGCUCAUUUUAAUAACAAGCCCUUCUCAGUUCCAGAUUCUGCAACUUCCUUCUCCCAUGAAAACAAACAAGAUAUCGAGGCUCAUUUACAACCAUGCUGGUAACCAUGCUGGUAACACCAUUUUGGCAUUAACAUCAAAUGCCUCCCAUUUAUGUUGGAAAUGGUCACAGAAUGACACUCACUCGAGUGACAAGGCAACUGCAAAAGUUCCCCCUCAAUUGUGGCAACCCAGUAGCAGCUCAGGACUGAUGACAAAUGACCUUACACUCAGCAGACUUGAAGAGGCAGUUCCCUGCUUUGCCCUGUCUAAGAAUGAUUCAUAUCUCCUGUCAGCAUGUGGAGGGAGAAUUUCUUUGUAUAGCUUGCUGAAAUUCAAGACAAUGCUGCCUAUCAUGCAACAACCUGCAGCAACAUGUAUUGCUUUCUACCCUCAAGAUAACAACAUACUUGCUAUAGGGAGAGAUGAUUCCACGAUUCUAAUUUAUAAUGUCCGCUCAGCUAUGGUUGAUACCAUACUUCAGGGUCAUUCUAAAAGAGUCUCUGGUCUUGCAUUCUCUAAUUAUCUGAAUGUACUUGUUUCUUCUGGAGCAGAUGCUCAGAUUUUUGUCUGGAAAGUUGAAGGGUGGGGAAAAGAGAGGAGCAGAUUCUUGCAGAUUCCCGAUGACAGAACACUUUCUUCAUUAUCAGUAGAUACAGACAUCCAGUUUCAUCAGAAUCAGACAGAAUUCCUUGCAGUACAUGAGACUUGCCUUUCAAUCUAUGAUGCCAGAAAAUUAGAGUGUGUGAAGCAGUGGAGUCCAGGCGAUUUUGGAGCACCAAUCUCCCAUGCAACAUUCUCGUGUGAUGGCCAGAUGGUGUAUGCUAGCUUUGAAGAUGGGCUUGUAUCUAUAUUUGAUGCUUCGGAUUUUCAGUUAUACUGUCGGAUUAAUCCAACUGCUUACCUUUCUCCCACUUCAAGUUUGGGAGUGUAUCCGCUUGUCGUUGCUGCACAUCCUCAGGAACCUGAACAGUUUGCUGUGGGACUGAAAGAUGGUGCUGUUAUUGUCUUUGAGCCCCCAAUUUCUGCCGGUAAAUGGAGUAUGCUGACAGCAUAUGAAAACGGAUCAGCAACUAAAAUACCUGCUGAAUCAGAAGCUAAUCAGUGAGAAUUCAGAGUAUGAAAACUAUGCUCAAACUUUGGCUGGCCAAGUGUGUGUAAAUACAGAUGUUUGUCUUUGUAACGAGUAGCUAAGACAGUAAUUUAUGGUAUCAUCCAAUAAGAUAUGCCAUGGUCUAUGAAAAUAAAACCAUUAGUUUUCCAAAUUUUGUCAUAGACAGUCACGGCUAUGCAGUCACUGAUCCUAGCUGUUAACGCGAACCAUGCACGGUGGUUCCCAUAAAUAAUGCACGAGCAUGGUUUUUUUCA